GAAGCGUUCGAGAGGAUGGCAUAUUGUGGAAUCUCAGCAAAUCUCAUUCUGUACCUGACCAAAAAACUGCAUCAAGGGACUGUGACAGCAUCCAAUAAUGUGACUAAUUGGAUUGGGACAAUAUGGCUGACUCCAAUCUUGGGUGCAUAUGUUGCUGAUGCUUAUCUUGGCAGAUAUUGGACGUUUGUGAUUGCUUGUGCAAUCUAUCUCUCGGGAAUGUGCUUGCUAACACUAGCAGUUUCAGUCCCGGGCUUUAGACCACCUCCCUGCCAUGCUGCAAAUGUAUCUGACUGUCCAAAGGCUACAACACUUGAAUUGGCAGUGUUUUAUACUGCACUUUACAUCUUAGCUGUUGGAACUGGUGGGACAAAGCCAAAUAUCUCCACCAUAGGUGCGGAUCAAUUCGAUGAUUUCGAUCCAAAGGAGAAGAUCCAAAAGCUUUCCUUCUUCAAUUGGUGGAUGUUUAGCAUAUUCUUUGGGAUACUUUUUGGCAACACAGUUCUCGUCUAUAUUCAAGAUAAUGUGGGAUGGGCUCUUGGAUAUGGUAUCCCUACAGCUGGGCUUGCAUUGUCUAUUGCCAUUUUUCUGUUUGGUACUCCCUUCUAUAGGCACAAGAAGCCUGCUGGUAGUCCCUUCACAAAGAUGGCUAGAGUCAUAGUGGCUACUGUUAAGAAAUGGAGGGUACCUGUCCCUACUCAUCCCAAAGAACUGUAUGAACUUGAUGCUGAAGAAUACACCAAGAAGGGCAAAUUCAAAAUUGAAUCCACAACCACAUUAAGGUACCUGAACAAAGCAGCAGUGCAAACAGGUUCAACAAGUAUGUGGAUGUUAUGCUCAGUUACAGAAGUUGAGGAGACCAAACAGAUGCUGAAAAUGUUACCUAUAUUGAUGACCACAUUCCUUCCAAACGUAAUAGUUGCACAAAGCAAUACUCUUUUCAUUAAGCAAGGCACUACUCUGGACAGGGGCAUGGGUAAGCAUUUCAAAUUGCCACCAGCCAGCUUAGGUGCUUUUGUGACAGUAACCAUGCUGCUUACCGUGGUGCUGUAUGAUCGUGUCUUUGUCAAGAAUAUUAGCAAGUGGACCAAGAAUCCAAGAGGCAUCACUCUCCUUCAAAGACUGGGACUUGGAUUUGUGCUCCACAUUAUCAUUAUGAUCGUAGCCUCCCUGACAGAAAGGCACAGGCUUAAUGUGGCCAAGGAACAUGGUCUAGAUCAAACCGGAGGCCAACUCCCAUUGACCAUAUUUAUAUUGCUCCCACAAUUUAUCCUUACGGGAGUGGCUGAUGCAAUGACAGAGGUUGCAAGACUUGAGUUUUUCUACGAUCAGGCACCUGAGAGCAUGAAGAGUUUGGGGACUUCCUUUUCCAUGACUAGUGUGGCAGGUGGCAACUUCCUUAGCAGUUUCAUUCUUUCAGCAGUUUCUCGCAUCACAAGGGAGGGUGGUCACAAAGGAUGGAUCCAAAACAACCUUAAUACUUCUCGCCUCGAUUUGUAUUUUGCAUUUCUUGCAGUAGUAGGCUUUCUGAAUUUCCUUUUUUUCCUGGUUGUGACCAAGUUCUUUCACUACAAGGCUGAGAUUUCGGACUCAAUGGAAGUGUUAAAAGAAGAACUAGAGGGGUCAAGGAAAGAUGCUUACCAAGUAGAGCUGGCGGAUAACAAACGCUAAUCAAGAAUGUUCUCAAGAGGGCUAAAAUUCAUCUGCAUGGAAAGGAGCUUGAGACUCAACAGGAGCAUUAUUUUGUAAUAAGAAUUGCUAGCAUCACAAGCAUGGAUUGGUGCUUUCUCGCACAACUAAGAUGAAACUAGCUUUUCCUUAAGCUAAAAAAUGUACUGUUAUGUUUUAGAAGCAGAGAGGAGGAAUGAAAUAAAGCUGUCAGAAGGCCCGAACUGGCUUUCCUGCAUGGCCCUACAGCGUG
Coffea eugenioides is the source of this 1918-nucleotide messenger RNA. RefSeq names its product protein NRT1/ PTR FAMILY 5.2-like. Gene Ontology annotation, cellular component: membrane. The transcript has 3 exons. Gene Ontology annotation, biological process: transmembrane transport; dipeptide transport. The record is from RefSeq and is a predicted model, not a curated record. The coding region runs from base 16 to 1668 and encodes 550 amino acids. Gene Ontology annotation, molecular function: tripeptide transmembrane transporter activity; dipeptide transmembrane transporter activity. Lineage: Eukaryota; Viridiplantae; Streptophyta; Magnoliopsida; Gentianales; Rubiaceae.